UACAAGUAGUAGACACAAUGCCGAGUAAGCUAGCAAAUCUUGUAGCCAUUCUCGUAGCAUUAGCUACUUGCGUUCAGGGGCAGCCUGCGCUUAGACCUCAGCCAUCAGGUGGACAUCGCAUCGUCGGUGGAUUCGAGAUCGACAUCUCCGACACUCCGUACCAGGUGUCGCUACAGUACCUUGACAGUCUUCGAUGUGGAGGAUCGGUGCUGAACAGUAAAUGGAUUCUUACUGCAGCUCACUGCACGGAUAAUAUACCACCAUACGCUCUGGUUGUUCGUUACGGAUCAUCGAGACACGAGUCCGGUGGAACGGUUGUGUUAGUUAAACGCAUCGUGCAGCAUCCAAGCUACAAUAGUGGCACUAUCGACUAUGACUACUCAUUGCUGGAAGUGGAAGACGAGCUUACCUUUAGCGAUGUGGUACAACCGAUUGCUCUACCGGAGCAGGAUGAAGCUGUGAUGGAUGGAACUAUGGCGACCGUCUCCGGUUGGGGUUACACCCAUAAUGCUGCUGAGUCUAACGCUGUUCUACGGGCAGCCAACGUGCCGACCGUGAGCCAACACGAUUGUUCGAUGGCUUACUCGAUCGAAAUAAUCACCGAUCGUAUGCUGUGCGCUGGAUACCAGCAGGGCGGUAAGGACGCUUGCCAGGGAGAUUCGGGAGGUCCGCUCGUUGCUGAUGGGAAGCUGAUUGGAGUUGUUUCUUGGGGCGUUGGCUGUGCUCAGGCUGGAUAUCCGGGAGUGUACUCGCGCGUGGCCACUGUUCGGGAUUGGAUUCGGGAAAACAGUGGAGUGUAAAUUAUAAGUUAAUGCGUAAUGUACAUCAGUAAUGCAGAAAUAAAUUGAACAAAUAUGACAAAAAGCAA
Messenger RNA from Anopheles stephensi (Asian malaria mosquito), 868 nucleotides. Its product is annotated as trypsin-7-like. Gene Ontology annotation, molecular function: serine-type endopeptidase activity. Gene Ontology annotation, biological process: proteolysis. The record is from RefSeq and is a predicted model, not a curated record. NCBI's taxonomy places the organism in Eukaryota, Metazoa, Arthropoda, Insecta, Diptera, Culicidae. The coding region runs from base 18 to 800 and encodes 260 amino acids. The transcript has a single exon.